GGAACGAGGAGGCCGUUGCCGGUCUCUCCCUGCCGUCCUGCCCAGCCGUGUGAGGGGUUAGGCGGGGAGGCCGAGCUGCUGAGGGAUGGGGGGCACGGAGAGCAGGCGCGGCAGCUCCAUCUCGGUCGUCGCAGACUGGAGUUUGGUGUUUUGGACUCUGUGCUCGGUGCUGCUGCCGGUGCUGAUCACCCUGUGGUGUAGCUUCCAGCGGUCCCGGCGGCAGCUCUUAAUCCGAGACAUCUUUCGCAAGAGCAAACAUGACUGGCGCUACACGGACCUCUUCGGCCAACCCUCCUACUGCUGCGUGUGUGCUCAGCACAUCCUUCAGGGAGCUUUCUGCAACUGCUGCGGGCUGCGAGUCAGCGAAGGAUGCCUGAAGAAAGCCGACCAGCUCUUCCUCUGCAAGGAAAUCAUGAUGAGGAGCAAUGGUGGAGCCCCCAGCUCUCUGCCACACCACUGGAUCAGAGGCAACGUCCCGCUCUGCAGCUGCUGUAUGAUCUGCAAACAACAGUGCGGCACACAGCCCAAGCUCUGUGACUACAGAUGUGUGUGGUGUCAGUACACUGUACAUGAUGAAUGCAUGAUAGAGUGUUUAAAGACUGAGGAGUGUACAUUUGGAGAAUUCAGAGACUUAAUUAUUCCACCAUACUAUUUGUCUACAAUCAACCAGAUGCGCAAAGAAAAAAGAAACAGUUAUGAAAAGGUAGUACCUUACUGCAGAAAACACUGGAUGCCAGUGAUUGUCCUGGCUAAUACUCGUAGUGGAAACAACAUGGGUGAAACCUUACUAGGAGAAUUCAAAAGUCUGCUGAACCCUGUUCAGGUUUUUGAUCUAAGCAAAAUUGCACCAGCUAAAGCACUCCAACUUUGUACCUUGCUGCCUUGCAGUGCUGUCAGGGUUCUUGUCUGUGGUGGGGAUGGCACAGUAGGCUGGGUCCUGGAUGCAAUCGAUGAAAUGAAGAUAAAGGGCCAAGAACGUUUUAUUCCACAAGUUGCAAUUUUACCUUUGGGAACAGGUAAUGACCUGUCCAAUACACUGGGCUGGGGUGCAGGUUAUGCUGGAGAAGUCCCUGUAGAGCAAAUCCUAAGAAAUGUCAUGGAGGCAGAUGGAAUCAAACUAGACAGGUGGAAGGUUCAAGUAACAAACAAAGGAUACUACAACUUAAGGAAACCAAAGGUAUUCACAAUGAACAACUACUUUUCAAUAGGACCUGAUGCUCUCAUGGCUUUAAAUUUUCAUGCUCAUCGUGAGAAGACUCCCUCUUUGUUUUCCAGCAGAAUUAUUAAUAAGGCUGUUUAUUUUUUUUAUGGAACCAAAGAUUGCUUAGUACAAGAAUGUAAAGAUCUUAACAAAAAGGUUGAGCUAGAGUUGGAUGGUGAAAGGAUCGAGUUGCCCAAUCUGGAAGGCAUCAUUGUCCUGAAUAUUGGCUACUGGGGAGGUGGCUGCAGGCUCUGGGAAGGAAUGGGAGAUGAGCCUUACCCCUUGGCAAGACAUGAUGAUGGGCUUCUGGAAGUUGUUGGUGUCCAUGGUUCUUUCCACUGUGCCCAGAUUCAGGUGAAACUGGCAAAUCCUGUUCGCCUAGGCCAGGCACAUACAGUGAGGCUGAUCUUGAAGAGCUCAAAGAUGCCAAUGCAGGUGGAUGGAGAGCCCUGGGCUCAGGGGCCCUGCACUGUCACCAUCACUCACAAGACACACGCACUGAUGUUGUACCACGCGGGGGAACAGAGCGACGACGACGCUUCCAGCGCGUCUGAGCAGGACCACAUCAGAGAGCAGGCAGAUGAAGAUGUGUAGUUUUUGUGGAAUUCUGUGUAAUGCAGCAAUGAACUUCAGCUCAUGAAAAGCCCGGAGAACAUCUAACCCAGCUUAAAAUUUCUGCUGUAAGGUUGUGAAUGAACUGGAGCUGAGGAAAAAGCCAUGCUUUCGUGUUCUUGAAAACUUUCACAGCUGAAAUACCACAACUUUUUGCCUUUUAUUAUUGGUGGUGAUGCUCAGCCUCUCUAGCUGGAGGAGUCAGUUACUCUAAUGGCAGGAGACAGACAAGUGCUGAAGCCCUUCUUUGCUGUGGAAUUGGAUCUUCUUAGUGUGCAAAAGGUUUAAUACCCUUGGAAAGGGGAGCAACAAAGAGUUUGUCCUGCUUCCACUUGCCCUCACCCCCAGAGCAGUUCCACAACAGAAAACCAGACCAAGGAGGAUAUGGGCUGGUUUUCUGACAGCCUGCUCUUGGCUGCCAGCUCUGCUUUGGAACAGGACAAAUGCUUUUUGGGCCACUUGGAUGUGAACUGCUUAUGCUUGUGCAGUGCAUAUCUAAGAGGCUUGAGUGGGAGAGCAGAGGAUCCAGGAGCUCUUGGGAAGGUGUUUAGAUAGAAAGAUGCUUUUGGACCAAAGGUUUCUGGAAAGGUUCUGUUAGUGAAUUACCUUUCCAGUGGCUUUGCAAGCCACAGAUAGAGUACUUCUAAGGUCUCAAGUACCCAAGAUGAAACUUAAAAAUAAUUGUACCAUGACUUGCACUGAAUGAUCCUUUGACUGACUUUGCUUCAGUUCAGUAAGAGACUAAUUCUAGUUUUUGCAAAUAGCAACAUCUUAGUUCUUGAGGAGGCUUUCUGGAGGAGAACUUGGAUACAUGAGCUGUCUUUUUUAGCUAUUUACAAGGGUUUAAAGAAAUACUGAGGAUUUGCAAAUGUGAGGGUUUUUUUAAAGGCUUGUAAAAGUUCUCACUUCAUAAUCACCUGAAAAUGAUCAAUAGGAAGUCAGUCUGUUAACUGUUAAACUGUGGAAGUUGAGAGCUGAGUCUGCAGAGUUUUGCAAGUUCUGGGAUUCAUGUACAUAAUUUGAUUGUGAAAAAAAGCACAGAAGCAUUUGUUUUCUGACUGUCUCUUAGGGGGUCAAAGAUAUCCUGUUGGACCUCAAAGUUUUUUUCCCAUGUGAAUAUAGGGUGAGAAAAAGAUUGGUGGUCUAUCCUGAUACUAAAGAACAGGUACAACAGGACAUGGAAACUCUCAGUUUGGCAUAUCUGAAGCUUCUCAGGUUAAAAGCUUCUCAGGUGAAAACAUUUUUAUGGUUAACAGAAGUAAAAUCCUGCUUCCUUUUUUCUAUUCUUUUGUAGGUAUUUUAAGCCUACAGCAAGUCAGAGCUAUGAGUUGAGGUUUAAAAUUUUUCACAAAGUAAUUAAUUUAAGUCCAGGUGAGUUACUGAAGAUGAUCUUCCAAUUAGGAAGAGAAUUUAUGCUGAAUGUAUCAUGUAAGCCAAGAUCCUAAGAGAAGUUGAAA
Messenger RNA from Calypte anna (Anna's hummingbird), 3270 nucleotides. RefSeq names its product diacylglycerol kinase epsilon (gene DGKE). Gene Ontology annotation, molecular function: ATP-dependent diacylglycerol kinase activity. The transcript has 11 exons. The coding region runs from base 86 to 1795 and encodes 569 amino acids. The record is from RefSeq and is a predicted model, not a curated record. NCBI's taxonomy places the organism in Eukaryota, Metazoa, Chordata, Aves, Apodiformes, Trochilidae.